CAUUGGUUGUUUUUGCAAAGGGAACACGAAAACAAAUACCCCCCCCCCCUCUGGGAGACCCUCACAAAUAUUGUGAAAUACGAAUCGAAGAACUCUCAGAAAGCGAAGAACGAAUUUCAAAGAAAGCAGUCGAUGUCUUCCACCCAGGAAGAUGACAAGAAUGAACUUGAACACUGAAGGUCAAAAAAAUGGACCGAGGUUAUCCACCAUUUUCAUAGAACGCGACUCUUAGUAAAAUUAGACGCUAGAAUAUAUACAGACAAUUAUACCGUAAUUAGAACUUUAGAAUUUCAGAACGUUAAACAUUCGAAACCAUUUGUAGGAAUCCUGAUCCAACCUGCUACCUAAGGCGGAAAAUACCUACGGCCUACAAACCUGCAGUUGCUUGCAUAAAUUUAUUUGAUAACGCUGCCUCCUCCCCCCAGUACAAUGUUGCAGGUUGUAAAUCGAUGCGCCUUUUAUAUGCAACAUUGCUAAGGGGGAGGGGGUGAGCUGUGAAAGAAAACGUUAAAUCUAAACCGCUUUCUUUAAAGUAAGUUCCAAAAUGUUUGUCAAAGAAUGUUGGUAGGGAAAUACGCAAGAUAUCUGAAACGAAGCAGAUUAAAUCUUUAAAGGCCAUUUGCAGCAACGUUACAAUCAUUUGUCACCUGUCUUGAAGCUAUAAUGUUUUUUUGAUGAUUUUUAUGUAGAUUGUGCUAAUCCCAAACGCUGUACGUGGGUGCUAUUUUGCGCACUUUAUGUUUUUAAGAGGAUAAUUACAAGUUAAAGGGUUGAAGGCUUCCUUUCAAACACUUCAAUGUAAAUAAUUAAUUUUUACUCCUGAUAAUGUAUGCACAUUUACGUAGGUUCUAAUCAUUUACAUGAUAAGGAGCAAAAUUCUGGUCUUUUACUCAGACGUAGGGUAAUUAUGGGCGCAGCGAAUCGAACACAAUUAGAUGUGCUCAAAAUGCGCCCGCAAACCGCUUCAAAUUGUUGUUGGUGCGCAAAGCAAAAGCAAACUGUUGGCGCCAAAUUUGUUUCCGUGGUAAAUGGCCCCCACCUCGACGAGAUAAUAUGUUCUUUAGGAACUCGACGCAAGUAAGCGCGAUAGAGGGGUGUUUCGGAAGCACUGAGAGCAUUGAGACGGACAAAGAGACUUUCUUUUCAGCUUGUCUUGAUGGCCUGGCCUGUUUGCAAAACAGGGAGUAAAUAGGCCGUUUUAAACUCAAUUUUCGUACUAGAAUUUUUGUACAUUCUUGACGAGAUAGCACCUGUAUUGACAAAGGAGACGGUUUCGAAAUUGCCUAUAUCUCCAGACAUGAAAUCGACGGUUUUUCUUUACAGGUUUGCAAGGGGUGAUUACUUAUACACAAAACUGCAGAGCUUGUUGGAUUGGGAACCGCAGCUGUUUCCUUGAUAGUGCAGAAAGUUUGAAAGGCUACACGGCUUAUCUUUGAAAAAAUCUGCCACUACAAGCACCGCAGAGCAAGGGGGCUGGGGGACUUUAGCCCCCCCCCCACUUUUUGUGAAAAAUGCAAAAUACUAAGAAGUGAAUCACCAGUAAUGCCUCUUUUUAUCCGGUUUUAGCCCCCGCGCUUUUUUGGACCCCCCAUUUUUCUUAACGCUCCGCGGUUCCUGUAAUAACAAGAUGCCAAGAAAUAAACAUGCAUUGAUGAAAACAACAAACAUUUUUGAUCAAGAAUGGCAGUUUCCCUGUUGUUUUGGUGCUGUAGAUGGAUGCAAUGUACGAAUUAAAUGCCCUAAAAGUAGUUUCGAAAGGGCAAAAGAAUACCACAACUACCGUAAAAGCUCUAUUAAGCCCCUGGGUGCUUAUUAAAAUUUUGAACCAAAAAAGUUUUAAAAUGCCCUUGGCCAAUUUUUUGUUAUGAAAAUUACAUACAAGUGUUCUCAAAAAACUUUGCCAGCAGUUUUUAAAGUUUAAUCAAUCAAAUAAAGGUCCUUAUCUUCAUCGACUGACUACUAAGCUACACAAGUUAGUCUUUACACAGGUGGUAUUUAAUGCACACGAUCUUAUCAUUCUCACACCCGUCAAGAGACCCACUAAUUGCGCAUAUUUUCUAUGUUUGACAUCAAAGGCUAAAGAGGUGAUGACUUUGAGGUGAUGAGAGGGGAAGGGGGCUUAUUUAAAGUUUUGCUUGAUAAGGGGGCUUAAUAGAGUUUUUACAGUAUUCAGUAGCGCUAAUGGCGAUUGUUGAUGCAUGGUAUAGAUUUACAAUAUAUAAUGGCUUCCCUGGAAAUAGUCAUGAUGCCAUUUUCAAGCCGACUAAUUCAUUGAAAAAAUUUCAAAAGUAAACUUCAUUCCAAAAUGUUCAAAGAAAGAAUCUGAACUUGAAAUUUACGCAAACUUGAUUGGAGAUUCUGCUUUUCCCUUUUAUCUAUGAUGGAUGAAACCCUACAAUAAUACAAUUCUCUCUGACCAAGAAAAAUAUUUCAAUUAUCGUUUGAGUAGGGCAAGGAUGGUAGUUGAAGGGGCGCUGGCGAAAUCUCCAACGUAACUUUUGUAAAAGUCAUGUCCCUUGCAUUCAUAGUUCUACACAUUUUGUGUAUUGAUUUGGAUGAUAAGUUACGAUGAAAAGAAUCAGAAAAAUGAAUCGGAAUGAGCAAUUUAAUUUGCUGCGCCUAUAAGGCGCGGUCUAAACUACGCCUAAACUACGCCUUAGGCAAUAUGCAACAGAUUAAACUGGUUUAUCAUAUACUGAGGUAUUACAGGGUGCUCUUUCAGGCUAGGUGGACAUGAUUCUGAUAGCUAAAAAUCAACUUUUACCACGUUCUCAGAUAGUUUAUUUAUCGUAAAGUCACAAGUUUCAUUCCAACAAGCAUGUUGGAAUGAUUUGGCAACCCUGCCUAACAAAAUCACGUUUGCGCAACUACAGCAAGGAGAAGCCGGUCACUGAUUUGCUAUGGUUUGAUCAGAAAGCUGCGAACGGUUUACAUAAGAUGAACCAAACUUCAACAGAAAAAUCGAUUUUAUGGAUGGGGCCGCAAAAAAUGAGCCAGCUGCCGUUAGACGAAGAAGGGAAUGAAAACUGUUUGCGACAGUAAAGGGGACGGUUCAAAAUAAAGAACCCAUUCCAUUACUAGGUUCUAAGUAACCCCCUUUUGCAUCUCAUUUUCAUCAUAUUCCUGGUCUUUAAAAACACUUUGCUGUUUUUCAGUGUGUAUCGCCAUGUUCAGUUUCCGGCAGAAGUUUAAGAAGUGAGGCCCUGAGGUUUUGUUUUUGAUAAAUCGAUAAAUGUUGUAUGAAAUUUUUCGCUGGUUUGGCAACCCCUACAUCCAGAAAUGUCCAAAAAUGACCAAAAAGUCGUCCAACAACGUUGGGAUUUGUGCACGAAAUUUUGCACUGGUUGGGCUGGGGCUUUGAACAGUAAUUUCCAUCAACGUGACAUCUUAAUGAAGUAGGAAUCUGAAGAAAGUUUCCCUAGAUGGAAUAAAGGAAAGGUGGUUUAAGGUCGAAGGGAUCCUUUUCACCAAGCUUCUAUAGAGUGCGAGUUUGAAGGUAAUUUGUGGAAACUGCUAAAAAUAAGAAAUAGCUUUGAAUCCUACGCAGAAUCGCAAAUAAAGUAAUUGUCAAGUCGGAAAAGGCCAAGGACUUUAUCAGCUUGCAGAGCUGGCAAUGUAAUAAAGGCUUAAAAAAGCAAACUAGAAAAUCUUCAAUUAAACCUAAGAAUGGGCGGAUGUUAAAAAGUGCGUGAAGUGUGAUUUCGUUUGGUUACUCGCUAAUGAUCACAGUGACAACUGAUUAACUUAAAAACAAAUAUUCACAAAUCAGAACCAAAGAAACGCGAAAUUAAAGAGCAAUUACAGGUGGUGGCGGUUCGGCAACGGUAAGAGUGAUUCAUAAACAUUUGUGAUUUUUGCAUGAGAAGUUUUACAAUGAAUGAGAAGAAGAGUUUGGAAUCGACGGGGGUAUCGGUAUUCAUGCAGCGAUGUGCAUCUACCAAUAUAAGAAGACAGAUAGGGGGGGCGGGGGUGAAAAGCGCAAAGAAUAUGCGAAAAGGGGCAAACCUUCAGCAAAUUCUCCUCACCAACAGCAUUCCUGUUACAACAAACCUAAGGGUUGAACUUACGUUUUUCGGCAAGAAACAUGACAAGUUAGCAAUAUCAAGGUAACUUGAAUGGAAGCUUGAGGAGCCCCCGUGAAGCUUUCUGUUCAACUGGGGCAGCUUGUGAUAAAAGAAGACGCUUCUUCAGGUAAAAAUACACAAUAGUUGGAGGUGCAAGGAAGCAAUUUCUCGCAAUUAAAAAGAGAAGGUCAAGAAAAUAUUAAGGAUAUCUAAGAAGUUUGCAUUAGAAUAAAAAGUAGUAAAAAUUUGCAAACCACGAUGCAAAAUUUGUCUAUGAUAUGGCUAAAUAAAAUGUUGUGCUUGCUCCUGGCUUUCUUUCUGCAGCCGGUAAACAAGGUACAUGGACAAAGUAUUACAUCAGGAAACACAUUUGAACAGAUUCUUGGAGACAACGAAGAAGACCACAACUCGAUCGAUCAAAUAAUGGUGUUCAACAUGUGUGGGGUCGAGGAAUGGUGUACCCACGUGGUAAAAUGGAAGGAUAGUGGAAACUUUGAGCUCAUUAACAAUGGUGAACACGAGUGGGGAAUUAAUGAUGAUGAAAUAGCUGGCAUGUGGGUGAAAGGAUCGAAAUCAGAGCUCAAGAACCUUGCGUUCAAAAGAGAUACAAAGGUCUUAUCAGAAAGUAAUCCAAGCUCUUUGGCCGUCGAUGGAAACAAAGACAACCAAUACCAAUCAUGCUUUUACUCAGUUAGCACUGAUAUUUCACCUUGGUGGAGAGUAGCAUUUGGGGCACCUGUGCUUGUUUACAGUGUGACCAUAACAAACACUGGUGGUGGGUUUUACCCAUACCUGGCUGCAUUAUUCAAAGAGGUUGAUAUCAGAGUUGGAUAUCAAGAUACCAAUGGAGUGAAUCCAUACUGCAGACGAAACAUCUCCAUAGCAACCCCUACCACAGUUGAUUUCAGGUGUGACAAUGAGAUGCCAGGCACGUUCUUAUUCAUCGAGAAACAAACUGUCCAGUUGUAUUUAUGCGAAGUAGAGGUUUUUGGUAUAUUCUUUUUCUGAAUUCUUUACAUUUGAACAUUAUAAAAGCUGUUGAUGGCUGUCGGACUACGACAAAGCGAAACUGUAAGCGGCUACUGCGAAGGAGAAAAACUGGGACCGAAGUUGCGACCAAGGUCAAUUGAAAUACAGGCCUUGCAUGCCUGUAAAGCAUUUAUUGUUUAAAAUUAUUAAUGUUAAAGGACUUUGAUUUAGUAAAAUAAGCUUUUGGCCUUUUAGCAAGUUGGUAAAUUAUUAAAACUUUGAUAGUUAAUUUAAACUCUCAAUAUUGUAGUAACAGAGUCUCUCCGGACACCCAUGGAGGUAUACGAGUAGUUAUUGUAAACAUAGAAUUAAGAAGAAUAACUUCGCAAAUAUUUAUCAACUCUAUAAUGAAAUUAGACAGCUGAGCGGUAGGAGGUGCUUGAAGCAUUCUAUAACAGAGGUUUAACUUAAAACCUUUAUGUUGCCUGGAUAAAAUCAUCACACAAAUGGUUCUUACCUCGCAUUUAUUGCACAAUCUGUUAUCUGGCCGAAUCAAAACCUGAACAGGGUGAAAUAAAAAGUAAAAUCAACGCGCAAUGCUUGAUAGCAGAAUAUCUUUGAAGUCUAGAUGUGCAGAUUCGAGUGAUUGCAAAACGUUUGGGCUUUAUACACGUGGCACUAGAAUUGAGGAUUGCAUCUAUCAGCCCCUAAAUAGAUUCAGGAAGAUGCUAUACUAGUAUCGAUGAGCUAAUAAUCGAGAUUAUCAAUUACAAAUCUUCAACGGUAGUUCUGCAUAAAUCUCGUGAGAUCUGUAAUUCAUUAUGCGCUAGUCAGUUAUGAAAAUAGUACUCGUUGCUUCGAGUCAAAUAAAGAAAAAUAGUGGCUGAUUGAAAAUGCUCUUUGCAAUGACGGGGCGCGCUCAGUCUCCAGGAGAUUUGCAGUUGUCUGAC
Molecule: messenger RNA, 5983 nt
Organism: Rhopilema esculentum
Lineage: Eukaryota; Metazoa; Cnidaria; Scyphozoa; Rhizostomeae; Rhizostomatidae
Source: RefSeq, a predicted model, not a curated record